Molecule: messenger RNA, 1630 nt
Organism: Pseudovirgaria hyperparasitica
Lineage: Eukaryota; Fungi; Ascomycota; Dothideomycetes; Acrospermales; Acrospermaceae
Exons: 1
Coding region: 273-1499 (408 amino acids)
Biological process (GO): protein phosphorylation
Molecular function (GO): ATP binding; protein kinase activity
Source: RefSeq, a predicted model, not a curated record
AUGAUAAAUCAUUUUUGAAUUUAUGGUACCGCGCUUUGAGGGGCUGUGCGUAGUAAUAGCCAAUUGUGCUUGCGAAUUUGGCGCCGAGGACUGAGCAUCCACAAAUGUAGUCACCCGAAGAAUGUGUUCGAAAGUGCGAGCUACCGAAGAUUUACCGACCGCAACGCGCAACGCGCUACCCAUAUAGUGAGUGCAUCGACCUCUGAUCACGACAUACUCUAUUCAUGACCAUAAUCUGUCUUUGACACGUUGGCCAAAUCGUAUCUCUCACAAUGAUCAAGCCGAAUGAAAGGUUCAUGUCUGAGGGGCAGGGUUAUUUUGGUUCACGAGAAGACCCCAACACUGAAACACAUUGCAACGUGUGGGACUGGGACCAGCUCUGCAUGAUAAAGCUGAAGGGGACAGCGAAGCUCUUUCCGCCCAAUGAAGACGUCGAGGUCCCAAUACUGGCACGAAUGGCCGAUCUCCUAUCUCCUGAAAUCCGUGCGGUCACAGUGAACGAUGAAGGGCUCAUUGUCGAAACAUCGAGAGAUCCAGAGGAGGACGAUACGAUGUUCAUUGGUUAUCUUCCCCUCUCCUCUUACAAGUUCCUUCAUGGAUGCCGUCAAAUACAGUAUUCCAAACUAAAAGAACUCGAUCGCCUUGGGCCUGGCGUAGACCUGUGUUCAUACCACGACGAAUCCGGAACUCUCGAAAAGGUCGUCUUCAAGUUCAAUCCCAUUGGGAAGGAUUUGCGGUUGAACAUGGCAUGGAAUGAGAUUAAUCUUCUUGCGACUCUGUCAACCCACCCAAAUAUUGUACCAUUUGAUCGCGUGGUGCUCGAUGAUGUUGAAUCGCGUGUGGUCGGCUUUACAGUGAAAUACAUACCUGGAGGGACUCUGGAGAAUCCAAAGAUACCAUUUCGCUUCGAGUGGUUGAAACAACUCACCGAGCUUGUUGAUUAUCUCAACCUGGACUGGGGAGUCAUGCAUCAAGAUAUUGCACCUCGGAACCUGCUCAUCGAUCCCGAGACACAGAAGCUCCUCCUCUUUGACUUCAACUGGGCUGUGUGUGAUACAGAGGACCUAUCAUCUGGGCGGGACGAUGUGACUGGUGUCAUAUUUACGCUAUAUGAGCUUAUCACAAACGAUACGCACUUCACAAGCAUCGCUCAUUGGGAGCGCAAUGUGGAUGUAGUUCAACACAUGACGGACUGGCCUUGCAAGCGCGAACUUGAUGCUGACGUAACGACGUUACGCAAGUUCCUGGACGAAUGGGUUGCAACCAGAAGAUCUCCUGGCGACCUUGAACGAUUUCUCAAUGCACCAAACCAACUUGAAUUGUCAAAGCGACCGAACCCUCCCGACUACAAUGUCCCUUUUCCGUGUGGAACGACACUCGAGGGUGAAACGGCGUGGUCGACAGGCCCGCGAGGUGUGCAGGAUGCAAUUGGAAUAGGUCAAUUUGUUUUUCGCUGGCAAAGACCGCCACAGAGUAGGUUGAAAGGGCCAGAUAUCUAAUCAUGAUAAUAAGCAACAUGGCUGUAUUUUUCGAUUCAUACUAGAGAGAACGAUUUAUGUCGUAUAUAGCAGGGAUUACGCUGCAGGCGAGCCUUAUCUGCUAUUACCGCGUAGCUCCUACAUAGCAAUAA